Messenger RNA from Symbiodinium sp. CCMP2592, 384 nucleotides. NCBI's taxonomy places the organism in Eukaryota, Dinophyceae, Suessiales, Symbiodiniaceae. The record is from the annotation of a GenBank genome assembly.
AUGCAGACUGCUCGCCUAUCCAGUGCGACUGAUCCGCUCCAAGGGUUGCAGAACAAGCUGCCAGAAGAAGUCGUCCACGACAUCAUCCGAGGGGCCGUCGAGGUCGAGCGCAAGUUCAUUUGUGACGCACUCUCCUGCGACCUCGUCGGCAUGAACAAGGAUCUGAUGACGCAGUACAUCGAGUUUGUUGCAGACCGACUCCUAACAGCCCUUGGCCACAGCAAGAUCUUCGGGGUGGCGAAUCCCUUCGAUUGGAUGGAGCUGAUCUCGCUGCAGGGCAAGACGAACUUCUUCGAGAAGCGCGUGGGCGAGUACCAGAAGGCAGGCGUGAUGGCUGGUGCCACCGAUUCCCUGAGUGCCUUUUCUUUGAACGAGGACUUCUGA